Messenger RNA from Penicillium concentricum, 2202 nucleotides. RefSeq lists its product as uncharacterized. The transcript has 2 exons. The coding region runs from base 1 to 2202 and encodes 733 amino acids. NCBI's taxonomy places the organism in Eukaryota, Fungi, Ascomycota, Eurotiomycetes, Eurotiales, Aspergillaceae. Gene Ontology annotation, molecular function: lipid binding. The record is from RefSeq and is a predicted model, not a curated record.
AUGCCCUCUGAGACAGAACCCCUCCUCCCUCGCUAUGAGGAUGACACCUCCCGUCAGCGACGGCUCCACCAAAAGCUACAUAGCUACCAGAUGAUCCGCGCCAUCUCCGAGGGAUACAUGCCAACAACUGAACAAACUAUCGCCAACCUCCGUACCCUCCUAGCCUCCGAUGUCCUCAACCUACGUAAUCAAGAUAUCGGCAGCGUCGGUCGCCAGCUAGUGCGGGAUAGUCGACUGUGGAUCCAGGUCUUCAUUGAAUUUCUGCAACAGAAGAACAGCCAAGACCAACUCCAGGAGUUUCUGUGGCGCCUGGCCCGUUCGCGCGUCGAGGUGGACACCGAGAGGGUUUCAAGGCAGGCAGCCCACGUGAAGGCGCGGGCAGAUACUAAAGCUGCAUAUGACAGUUUCCGCACUGUCGGUGGUCUGCUUCUGACUAAUGCCGAUUUCCGUCUUUUCGUCGAUGACAUCGUGACCGUUGGCCGCCAGAUCUUCGCUGAUACCGCUGAAUCGCUCGCCGAAUCUUCCAAGAAAGUUGCGGAACAAGUUCAACCGUCCGAGGAAGAAGAGCAGGCGCUACAGGGCGCUGGUGCCGAUGAGGGGUAUGAGCUAUCAAAGGCCGAGGUGAAGGAGGAGGUUGCACAUGUCGCGGGUGUGGCCGGCGAAGGGAUCGCUCAGACGAGCCACGAUGCUGUACAGAGCGCCAAGGAGCACCUGUCAGGCCGAGAAAGGGACACCUUGCUCUUCCGGUUGAAGCAGGCGGUUCAAAAUCUCCGAGAGAGGACGGACUACUCUGACUCGGUGGCAACACUUGCCCAGUUGGUAGCGCGCUAUGCUAAGAUCUACGCCGAUGUAGCAGAAAAUACUGCCUCGGUUGCCCAAGAAGACAUGGAAGUCAACGCUGACCUCAAGCGGGCGGUCGACGAAUUCUGGAAUCUCUUGCGGUCAUUCGGUAGCGCAGAGGAGUGGGAUCGGCUUCAGGAGAAGUUUCACAAUGUCUUGCGCCAUGCAAACAAAGAUCCCGAGUUUGAUAAUCUCCUGGGAGAGGUCGGAACUUCGUUGCAGGACAUGCUCAUCAACCCCGAGUUCUUCGACUCGGCACCGCAGAAGCUCGAUGAACUCAAACAACACUCUGAUAAAGUAGGCUCGGAGACGAGCCUGCGAAAGGAUGUCGACGAUUUCCUAGCACAGACCAAACUCACACUAAGAACUGUGCCGGAAGACCCAGCCGUCUCCAAGUUAAUCAAUGCCACUAAGAAGGUCUAUCAGGACGCUUGGGGUGCCUACAACGACAAGAAGGCCGACCUCCCAGCAGACUUGGUGAACGUCUUCCUCCCAGUGCUCCUCCGAACAAUCCAAUACAUUCCAUUCCCCCGCCUGGAGAUCUCUGCUCCAGAAAUGGACCUCCUCCUCGAGAACCUAAUCCUUGAACCCGGCCACACAGUAAACUUCUCUUCCUUCCUUCCCUACCGCAUGCAUCUCCUCACGCGCAAUGACAUCGACGUGGUGAAAACCCACUCGAAACGCACAGAAACACUCAUGAAAACAGCCUUCACAGUCACCGUCCAAGGUCUCAACAUCAGCGCCGAAGACUUCGGCUACUGGUUCCGCACCCACACAGGCUUCUUCCACCUGAAGGAUGAAGGCAUAGGAAGCUUCUACCUAGACCGCCGCGGCAUCGACAUCUCCCUAGACAUCGAAGUCGGCCGCGGCAGCCUGGAGCAGAUUUUCUCUUUGCGCGGCGUCCGCGUGUGCAUCCACAAACUCGACUACACAGUCAAGCGCAGCAAGUGGAGAUUCCUCCUAUGGCUGACUAAGCCAUUCCUGAAACAUCUCGUGCGGCGCGUAUUGGAGAAGAAGAUUGCAGAGGAGAUUGUUGCUGCGGCGUUCGCGCUGAAUCGCGAGCUAGUCUUUGCACGCGAACGGCUACGUGCUGCGCGCAUCGCUAACCCGCAGGACCUGGCGACCUUUGUGCGGGCUGUCCUUGCGCGCCUUAAACCUGCUGACUCGGAUGUCGAGACUAGGAUUGGUCUUGAGCCGCUAGAUCAGGGUGUCUUUAAGGGUGUUUAUGCUCCUGGUAGUAUUGUCAAGACCUGGCAUGAGGAGGCCACACGUGCGCAGGAGGCUAUUGAGGAUGGAGAUGAGACGCGUGGCCUUGGUCAUACGUGGCAUAAUGAUAUCUUUAAUGUUGCUGGGCGAAACUGA